This is a messenger RNA of Rhagoletis zephyria (snowberry fruit fly), 1170 nucleotides long. RefSeq names its product major facilitator superfamily domain-containing protein 12-like. NCBI's taxonomy places the organism in Eukaryota, Metazoa, Arthropoda, Insecta, Diptera, Tephritidae. Gene Ontology annotation, molecular function: symporter activity. Gene Ontology annotation, cellular component: plasma membrane. Gene Ontology annotation, biological process: carbohydrate transport. The record is from RefSeq and is a predicted model, not a curated record.
AUGGUUAGCCCGAUCUGGUUCACCUACGCCCUGCUCUUCUACAAGAUGUUCUACCCCGUCAAUGCCUUCUACUUCGUCGUAACGGGGCAGGUCUUCGACUCAGUGAUCACCAUCGCCAUCGGUUUCUUCUUCGACGCGCCCUUCACCUCGGGUCGCUUCUUCCGCCUGGGCAAGUACAAGACCUGGUACCUGAUCGGCGUGACGGUGCUCAUCGUCUCCUUUCCCGUCUGCUUCUCUGAGCUGCCGAUGCUGGUGGAGACGCCGGCCACCGCCGUCACCAUCUUCCUCCUCUGCAUCUGCCUCUCGCAGCUGGCCUGGUCCUUCUGUCAGAUCGCCCACCUCUCGAUGAUCAACGAGCUGUCGGUGACCGGCGCCGACCGCAUCUGGCUGACCUCCACCCGCCAGACGGCCAGCAUCUACGCCGCCGUCGUCGUCUUCGCCUGCUUCUGGGCGACGUUGCAGCUCAAUGACGGCAGCAAGCUCUCCAAGAGUGACAUCUUCGUCAUUGCGGACAACAGCUUCUACAUGACCGUAGUGGGCGUCGGCCACUCCGUCGUCUUCCUCUUUACUGUCAAUGAAGUGGAGCUGGUGCGCUUGAAGGAGAUCAGGCUGGCGGCUGAGGAAAAAGAGGAAAAAGAGGAGGCACUUUUGGCCAGGGAAGCUGGUGGCAAAAGUGGUCAUCAGCAAAAAACCGAUAAUGAUGGGGUGGUGAUGCACGAAGUGGUAAAACCCGGUGGUGGUCGAUCGAUGGACCAGUUUGGCACCUGGGACUGGUUCACCGACAAGACCUUCUACAAGAUUUGCUUCGUCUACAUGUUUGCCCGGCUGUACAUCAAUCUGCCGGUCACCUAUCUCAUUCUCUACAUUCCUGAGACGUUGUUUCUGAACAAGACGGCUAUCGCUUUUUUGCCACUGGUUAUCUUCGUAUCAGGCUUCCUCUCUACCUUUGCCUCAAACUACAUUGAAAAUGAACUGAGCAAUAAGUACGACCUCUUCUUUGGCAUUCUCUUUGGCAUCGUUGGCAGUCUCUGGCUGAUUGCCGGCAACUGCGACAAUGAGUCCUUUAAACACUGGCAAAUAUACCCUGUGGUCGUCUUCCUGGGCAUCUCCUUCUCCAUGGUCAAGAUCUCUACGCUCAGUCUGGUCUCUGAUAUGAUUGGCCGGAACAAG